UACUCUGAAACUGAAUCAGAAGACGGAAGUAUGGGAUGUUUCUCCUGCGUUAGACCUAUCAAGGACAAAUCCGAACCUGCUGGCUUUUGUGAAGAUUACGGAUCUCAAUCAAAAGCUGGAAAGAUAUACCUAUCAGAAGCUGAACGUCGUAUUGCAUCAGAACAAGCAGCACAAAGUGAUUCUUGCAUUGUCAAGGCUCACGUAUUCGAACCGACAGAACUAAUUGAUGCUACGAAUGCGUUCAAUCCAGACCGUGUUAUAGGUGAAGGAAGAUUGGGACGUGUAUAUAAGGGUGUUCUCGAGGACGGACAGGUGAGAGUUGCAAUUUUUGUGCUACGUAAUAGAUGACUAUUUAAUGUUUCGGGUA
Papaver somniferum (opium poppy) is the source of this 367-nucleotide messenger RNA. Its product is annotated as probable serine/threonine-protein kinase PBL23. Lineage: Eukaryota; Viridiplantae; Streptophyta; Magnoliopsida; Ranunculales; Papaveraceae. The coding region runs from base 31 to 348 and encodes 105 amino acids. The transcript has 2 exons. The record is from RefSeq and is a predicted model, not a curated record.